AUGCUAAGAAGCAAGCUGACGGAGAGGAGAUAUAGAAGAAGGUUGGUCAACAUCUGGAAUGAGAGGAAUAACACCCCCCCAAACAGAGCAGAGGCUGGCAGACCAAGUAAGGAACAUAAAGAAAAAGAACUGGCUCGCCCCAACGAAAGAGAGGAAUUGGAAAGUGAAAUGACACAUGGCAACGAAUCACAAGAAGACGAACUGAGAGACGAUGCCACAGAAGAUGACGAGGAUAAUGAGAGUUUGUCUGCAUAUUCGUUGGGCAGGCCUCGUAACUCCUUCUGCCCGCGCCGCAAAUCCCUCCGCCAAGAGUUUGAGGAAACACAAUUUGGGGAACCAGAGUUUGAGGAACAAAAAAUUGAGGAACCACAAUUUGGGGAACCAGAGUUUGAGGAACAAAAAAUUGAGGAAGCACAAUUUGGGGAACCAGAGUAUGAGGAAGCACAAUUUGAGGAAUCACAGAUUGAGGAACCAGAAUUUGAGGAAUCAGAGUCUGAGGAACCGGAAUUUGAGGAACCAAAGUUUUAG
Molecule: messenger RNA, 528 nt
Organism: Macrobrachium nipponense
Lineage: Eukaryota; Metazoa; Arthropoda; Malacostraca; Decapoda; Palaemonidae
Product: variable charge X-linked protein 3B-like
Exons: 4
Coding region: 1-528 (175 amino acids)
Source: RefSeq, a predicted model, not a curated record